AUGAAGGACAUUGCAGCUAGGGCGACUGGACCGCGGCGGUCCACGCGGUCGGGUCGGAGGGAGCAGCCAAGGGGCAGAGCACAGAAGGAGCGGGAACUGUCGCCCAAGUCUGUGGACCGGAAAUUGAAGACGUUUCAGGAUCUAGAAAGCUGGCUGAAGAUUUUUAUUCUUCGAAAUUUCUCUCAUAGCGAGGCUUUGGAGAUGCUUUAUGGGCCGGUUGCAGGGGGCCAAAGUAUCGGCUUCAACCUCCUCAACGCCAAUCGCAGACUCACCCCAGGGUAUAUACAGCGAAACUACCCAUUCCUGAAGUUCGAGAACGUGCUGCAGCACGUAGCCUUGCCCAACCUGCUCCCUGUUACAAAUAAUUCUCAGCAGAACGGGGAUCAUAGGGCUCGAAAUGGACCGGUGAUCAAGCCGACACACUACAAGGAGAUCUUCGGCUGGCUGAGAAAAAAGGGGAAAGUGGAUCAAGUACUUGUAAUCAUCAUCGAGGAUGACUUGGUGAGCCCUCACGACGACGAGACCAUUGUGGAAACUCUGGACACUUUCAAAGUUGAUAAGUGGAACUGGCGGAAGUACGACCUUUACAGUGAGACCAUCUUCCGGGCUGCUCUGAAUGCGAGUACCGUGUAUCUCUAUACGUCGGGGAACAAUUCCGUUUUGAGGGGGUGGUCGGAUGAAAGUGGACUGAGGAAGUUAAGGCGAGUAAAAGUUAUAUACGAAAAGCAGCGAGACAACGUCAGGGCUCCUCGGGGGUCUAAGCGACAAACCUGGGACCAACACAAAGCCAACUCGGGUCUCACACUACCGCGGGUCAAAAUCGCCCUGAUUGACGACGGCGUAGACGCCAGUCACUCGGAUCUCAGCAGGAUCAUCAAGGAGGGUAUCACCUAUUGCACCUCGAUGCAGAACAACAGAUACGUACCCAGUAGUUUCUACGCCUCUGCCACGGGCCACGGAACCCUGAUGGCAGCUCUGAUCUGCGACAUGUGUCCCAACGCCGAACUCUACGUCGCCAAACUUAAUGACCAAAACUCCAAUAACGGAUUUAGCUUCACAGCAAAGUCUGCAGCAGAUGCCGUCCGCUGGGCCGUAAGCAAAAACGUCGACAUAAUCUCCAUGUCGUGGACCAUCGAAGACACGCCCAAGGCCAAAGACGACCUCGCCUCCCUCAACAAAGCGCUCACCGACGCCGCCAACCGCAACAUCCUCAUGUUUUGCGCCGCGCGGGAUGAGGGGCUCGAAAACCCGACCAACCGGCCCUUCCCCGCCGCCAGCACCACAAACAGCAUCACCAUUGCGGGCGCCGCGGGACCAUCGGGGGCGAUUUCAACGUGGGUUAGUUUCGAGUCAAUCCACCUCCUUUUCCCCGGGUUGGAGAUAAGGGAUGCGAGACAGGAUCUGAUGCCGGCGGAUAUGUCGGCCGUGGACGGCAGCUCCACGGCGACGGCUUGCGCAAGUGGGCUGGCGGGGCUGUUGCUGACGAUAUUGGCGGGGGAUGGGACCAAGAGCUGGAGUGAGGAGGGGAGGCAUGAGAAGAUUAAGAAGAUUAUGGCGAGUGUGGCGGGGAAUACGAAGUACGUCCAGGUGUGGGAUUUGUUUGAUGAGUAUACGGCGGCGAGAGAGGGAGAUAAUAGCGUGUUUCAGAAGCUGGUGGAUGGGUUGAUUUAUAGGUCCAAGUGA
Pseudomassariella vexata is the source of this 1683-nucleotide messenger RNA. Its product is annotated as peptidase S8/S53 domain-containing protein. Gene Ontology annotation, biological process: proteolysis. The transcript is spliced from 5 exons. The coding region runs from base 1 to 1683 and encodes 560 amino acids. Lineage: Eukaryota; Fungi; Ascomycota; Sordariomycetes; Amphisphaeriales; Pseudomassariaceae. The record is from RefSeq and is a predicted model, not a curated record. Gene Ontology annotation, molecular function: serine-type endopeptidase activity.